Messenger RNA from Thalassophryne amazonica, 2553 nucleotides. It is a transcript of the gene ptar1, whose product is annotated as protein prenyltransferase alpha subunit repeat containing 1. Gene Ontology annotation, molecular function: protein prenyltransferase activity. Gene Ontology annotation, cellular component: cytoplasm. Bases 231 to 1643 code for a protein of 470 amino acids. The transcript has 7 exons. Lineage: Eukaryota; Metazoa; Chordata; Actinopteri; Batrachoidiformes; Batrachoididae. The record is from RefSeq and is a predicted model, not a curated record. Gene Ontology annotation, biological process: protein prenylation.
UAUACUUUACGCGACAAUAAUGACGUCAUAAGCGGCGUAGAGUAGCCGCGCUCGGUGUGUGUUUUCUUGGAUUUAGCGCUCUCCUGACCAAUAAUUCUGGCAUGUUUCUGCUGUUAUAGAGGGCGCUGAGCAGCGGGGCGGUCAUUUCUGACCUCCGGCUUGACGGAAUAUUCGUAUUUUAGCUUUGGGAAAAGGUGUGUGUUUAUGGGACGUCAUUAAGUGUUGGAAAAAUGGCGGAGCGCGAGGAAGAGGUGGAAGUGUUGGUCCAAAGAGUUGUUAAAGACAUCACCAACGCCCUGAAGAGAAACCCGAACAUUGAUGAGAUUGGAGUGAUCCCAUGCCCAGAGGCACGUUACAACCGCAGUCCCAUCGUGUUGGUGGAGAACAAAUUGGGCGUUGAGAGCUGGUGUGUCAAGUUUCUGCUGCCAUAUGUCCACAACAAGCUGCUACUUUACCGUCAGCGCAAAGUUUGGAUGGACAGAGAAGCUUUAGUGGACAUCACCUGCACUGUUUUGCUGCUUAAUCCGGAUUUCACUACAGCCUGGAAUGUCAGGAAGGAGCUGCUGCAGUGUGGAGUCCUUAACCCAGAGAAGGACUUGUACUUGGGCAAGCUUGCUCUCACCAAGUCUCCCAAGAGCCCUGAAACAUGGAUUCACCGGCGAUGGGUGCUGCAGCAGGUCCUAGAUCAGUUCUCUGCCCCGGCACCAUGCAGGAAUCAGCAGCAAAAAAAAAUUGUGCAGGAUGACACUGUGAGGAAUCAGCAGCUUUGUGGUCAUCUGGCCAGGACUCUUCAUCAAGAAAUGAAGGUGUGCUCUGACGCUGCCUGCCGUUACCCUAGCAACUACAACGCCUGGUCCCACAGGAUCUGGGUGCUACAGCACAUGGCCAAGGGUAAUGUCAAGAUCUUCCAUGAUGAGCUGUCUUCUAUGCGCAUGUGGGUGUCCAUGCACGUGUCUGACCACAGCGGCUUCCACUACCGGCAAUAUCUCCUCAAAGAGCUGAUCGCUGAGCUCUCCCAGUCCCAAGCUUCCACCUCCACCAACAGUUCCCCUCAGCAUCACUUCACCACCGUCACGAGCAGCAAUCCCCACCACUGCAUUAACUUCCAGGUCAAAGGACGUGUUUCAGGAGCAGAGGGAGGAUACGAUGAGGAGAAGCAUCCUGGACUUGGUACAGUUUUUCAGCACUUCCAGCAGGAAAUGGACCUGUGCUCAGAUCUGAUCCAGUCCUUCCCUGGACACGAGGCACUGUGGUGUCACAGGCGGCAUGUCUUCUACCUGUGGCACCACUGGAGGCGCGAUCACAAGCACCUUUAUUACAGUUGCACUGAAGGCAUCAAGUCACUACACUGCAGCACCACUGACCUGAGCUUGUCAAACUCCCACGCACAUAGCUGCGGUGGCAGCGGGGACAGUGUGAAUGGACACGCUAGUGGGUCAAUGGACUUGGAUGGGGGGUCAUUGCCAGACCCUCGCAACAGCAAACGUCUGAAGAGAGGUGUACUGCCGCCCUCACCUCCCGUGCUGCACUCUGAGCAUGGCUUCGUGUGCCAUGUUCUGGACACUUGUUGUAACCCGGAGCAGAGACGCUUCGCCCUAGCAUACAGGAAAUGGUUAGACACAGUCAUUGGUCAGCAGCCAUAAAGGCGGGUCGGUUAGCUGCGUUUUCUCAGCUUCCAAGUUGUCUUUAAACAUGAAUAAAGGCUGAGUGCCACCCUGCCCACACGGUGCUGACUAUAACUAGUACGUUGGACGCAGAGAUGACUUUUUACUCCGAUCUCAGUGACAGGAAAUGGGAAGGGAUCAUAUGGUUCUGCCAAAGGUGCCACACAGUCCGUUGCCCCUUCUGAAUGGAGUCAUUUGUGUUGUAUUUACUUGUCACAUGUGGGUCAGUAGGUCUUAUUUCUUGAGUCACCGUGUGUCUCAGGCCACUUGUUUUUUUAUGUCUGUUUGGCUGCCAGCUAUUUUAUGUAGUAAGAUUUUGGUAAAGUCACCAGUUCAAGCUGCCACGGGAAGCUGAUAAAGUCUUAAUUAGACUUGCAGGUUUCAUAAAUGAUAGCACAAAUUUCCAACAUGUCCGGGUUGCUGCUGUUCUGUUGGCGUUCCGUUCUGAAGGAGGUGAAAUUAAAUACAUUUUCCUCUUUGGUUUUUACUCAGCCAGUCCCUUGUUGCUGGUUCUGUUUGCAUUUAGCCUUUUAAUUAUGUUACUGAAUAUAACUGAUAUAACUAUGUAGCUAAUUGCUAAGUUGAAAUAGCUUAGAACAGAAAGCCCCCCCAAAAAGUCUUCAUUUAACACUUUUGGUGUUUGCAGUCUGAAAAGGAAUCUUGGAUCAUUGUUUGCCAACCUGGAAGAGUAAACACAUUACUAUUUUAGCCUUAGCAUAGUUACUGUUGUAGCUUUAUCAUAUUUGUAAUAGUUACUUUGAAGGAUAGGGUGCCAGGGAAAUUAGUUCCUCUAUAAUAACUGGUGCUACCUGUUGCUGUUACUAUGAGUACAUAUAAUGAAGGUGUGUACUUCACAGUAUGUUAAAUUAAAACAACACUUUGGACUGUA